This is a messenger RNA of Prorocentrum cordatum, 609 nucleotides long. The record is from the annotation of a GenBank genome assembly. Lineage: Eukaryota; Dinophyceae; Prorocentrales; Prorocentraceae.
AGGAGUUGGAGCCGGGCCGCGCCGCGGAGGAGGCCGCGCCGAGCGCGCGGCCCGCGAAGCGGCCCCGCUCGGGCCCGGCGCUGCCGGCGCUGGGGUACGGGCACUCGAAGGCGUCCCUGCGCGCCUCCGCCCGGUCCUUCGUCUACACCGCGGACCGCCCCUUCGACCCGCUGCGCUUCGAGGCGUGGGUCGAGGCGGGCAUCCCGCGCAGCGUCUGCCGGGCGAAGGGCCUCCUGUGGAUGCGGGGCACGCCGCGCCACGUGGUCUUCCAGCUCGCGGGCGCCCGCACCAACCCCUUCGAGACCGCGGGCGAUGCCCCGCCCGCCGGGUCGACGCUGGUCUUCAUUGGCGAGGCCCGCGCCCUGCGCGAGGGGGACGAGCGGGCGAUCGCGGCGGCCCUGGACGCCUGCCUCUGCUGAGCGGCGCCCCCCCCGCCCGCGGAAGGCACCGGCGCGCGUCCACUGCUGCUCCUCCUCCUCUUCCUCCUCCUCCUGCUGGUCUCGAGGGGAUCGCCGAUGCCCGGUGGUGGCCCUCCUCCGAAGCACCGGGCCCCCGUGCGCGGAGCGGGCAGGAGGCUACCGGUCGCGGCAAAACGGCCCUUUGCGGCAC